Messenger RNA from Colletotrichum spaethianum, 555 nucleotides. RefSeq lists its product as uncharacterized. Bases 1 to 555 code for a protein of 184 amino acids. The transcript is spliced from 2 exons. The record is from RefSeq and is a predicted model, not a curated record. NCBI's taxonomy places the organism in Eukaryota, Fungi, Ascomycota, Sordariomycetes, Glomerellales, Glomerellaceae.
AUGGACACCCACUUGAUCGCUCGGCAGACUGUCGUCAACCCCAACGAACUCCCACCCGGCUGGGUCAUCCAGAACGGGCGGGCGAUUCCAUGGUGGUACAGUCGGACGGGCGUCAUCGUCAAGUGGUCCGUCUUCCUGGGCUUCACGACGCUCUUUGCCGCCUUCCUCAUCAUCGGCUACGCCCACGGCAAGCGCCGCAUGAAGAAGGGCCUCCUCCCUCUGGGCUACCACCGCUGGCUCUUCAGCCGCGCCCAGCUCGCCCGCGUCGACAGCCGCUACGCGUGGCCCGCCGCCUCCUACAACACCUACCGCCCAGAGUACUACAACACCCACCCGCAGGCCCAGGCCGGCGGCUACUACGGCAUGCAGGGGAUGCCGCCGCCGACCUACGACCCCAACGCCGCGAGGCCGCCCAUGUACGCGCCGCCCGACGGCGGGUCCAAGGUCGACCCGUCCCAGGAGUUCGGCGUCACGCCCCCCGCAGGCCCGCCGCCGCCGCAGGCUGCCGUUGCCGCGAACCACACCGGGCAGUCUUACCCGUACAGGGCGCAGUGA